CGUGUUCCUGAGGAUCAACGGCUGUGAUUCAGUUUCAGCCAUCACAACCUUGCAUAUGUAUCGCUAACUGUGACCUGAGACGGCUAAACUUUCUCAAACAGAUCUCUCUGAGUGUCUCAGAUCCCCAAAUCUCAUCGUCUCUGUAAUACCAAGGCUUGUCUUUUUUGUAGAUAUGGCAGAAGCAAAGCCAGGCUUGAGGAAACCGGUGUUCACCAAGGUUGACCAGCUUCGACCUGGUACCAGUGGGCAUACUCUAGUUGUGAAGGUGGUUAGCACAAAAAUGGUAGUGCAGAAGGGUCGUGGUGAUGGUCCGCAGUCUCGUCAAAUGCGACUAGCUGAAUGUUUGGUUGGAGAUGAGACAGGAAUGAUCAUCUUUACAGCUAGAAAUGAUCAAGUGGACUUGAUGAAGGAGGGGUCUACUUUAACCCUUCGCAAUGCAAAAAUCGACAUGUUCAAGAAUUCGAUGAGGCUUGCUGUGGACAAAUGGGGCCGAGUUGAAGUUACUGAGCCGGCUAGUUUCACUGUGAAGGAAGAUAACAACCUCUCGCUGAUUGAAUAUGAACUCAUAAAUGUAGUUGAAGAGUAACUUUUUAGGACUUCCGUUUUCUACUAAACGGUGAGCCAAGAAUAAAACGACUCUAGCAAAGAAAAUUAGUAUAGUCUGCGGGCAUUGGAUGUCCAAAUGAUUGUGAAAGUUAUUUUAUGAAAAAGAUAUCUGGAAGCUUGUACUUCAUCCAAAUAGCUACCGAGCUUGCAGCAGAUUUGGAACUUUUGGUUGAACCUCCAAACUGAUGGCGAUGUCUGCGAAUCUACGAGCAAAGGCAACUGGCUUUUGAAACUUGGUUUGCAUACUACCUAUUUAUUUUUAAGACGGAGAUGUUAUUGUAAUGCGAGAUUAUUAUCCUUUAAAUAUUGUGAAAUGUAUGUUACCAGACUUUAGCAUAAUUGCAUAUGUUUCUCCCAUGCGUUUUC
Molecule: messenger RNA, 972 nt
Organism: Tripterygium wilfordii
Lineage: Eukaryota; Viridiplantae; Streptophyta; Magnoliopsida; Celastrales; Celastraceae
Exons: 3
Coding region: 173-586 (137 amino acids)
Source: RefSeq, a predicted model, not a curated record